Hypoxylon trugodes is the source of this 2984-nucleotide messenger RNA. RefSeq lists its product as uncharacterized. The record is from RefSeq and is a predicted model, not a curated record. The transcript is spliced from 2 exons. Bases 480 to 2732 code for a protein of 750 amino acids. NCBI's taxonomy places the organism in Eukaryota, Fungi, Ascomycota, Sordariomycetes, Xylariales, Hypoxylaceae.
AAAUACUACCCUCUGUGCCUAAUCGUCGAAUGAGCAUUCGAGCAUUGGUCGGCUUGGCUCCACAGAACAGGGGCUGCGCAGUCCAUGCUACGGUAGGAAUUGGGAUCGUGGAGAAGUUGGGGAAGCUGGGGUAAGCUGGUGCUGAGCUAGAGGAUGCUUAGGUAGAAAAAUGUGGAAAACCAAGGGACGGGAAGCUAAUUAUCCAUGUGAGUAAUAUGUAGUUGAGGGUCCCAAGAAGGGUAUAACGUCCGAAGUUACCCACCCUCAUUGUACAUCGGCGCUCGCUGGAGACAAAUUUCAUGUGAUGCGAGGUAGGUGCGCGAUGGAGGCAGCAGGCAUUAUUGCUCAUAUUCUCGAUCUUCCCGCCUCGUCUGUUACAUUUCCUAUUUCGUGGUCGAGCUGAAUCGAAGCUUCAGCUUCAAGAAAAAGAUACCCAACGACACCUUGAAAGCCUCUCCAACGACAAAUCGAGCUUCGUCAUGCUGUUUUUCAAAUUCCUCAUAGCGGCUCUAGCGCCGGCCAGCCUUCUUGCUGAUGGCGCGCCGCGGGCGGCGUCGACACCAGAGUUGGAUCUAGAUGCGCUUCUCGCGAAGCACAAUCUGGCAUUGGUCCCUCGGUCCGACCUUACAGAUGCCCUCACUGAGCUCAACGGUUUGCUCAGGAAGAACCAGGUCCAACAACAAAAAGUCCCCAUUUACCCGCGAAGCAGCAACACCACCACCACGGGAUCUGACUCUGGGUCAAGUGGCGGUCUGGAUCUAGGAGAUCUUACGGGACUUGGUGAUCUGGGCGAUAUUCUCACGAGUUUGACCAAGUUAAUAACGCAGCUGGGUGAUCUGGGAGGUUAUCUUAAGGCCAUCCAGGAACUCUUAAGCGACGAGUUCUUGCAAGCUCUACACGAUGCUAUGGUAUACCUAGCUGCAACACUUCAGCCUCCUAUCCCCACAAUAGCCAGGAAUGUACUCGCCAAGACGGAACCCCUCAUCGAAUUGGUCUCAUCUCUAGAUCUAAAGAGCAUCAUAGAUGAAGUCAAGGACAUCGAUAUUAAAGGCAUACUUAACGCGCUAUCCCCCUUGCUUGCGCCCGAUGCUAUCAAGGGUCUUGUGACUCUGCUAACCAAUGCGGAGUCUCUUUUAACCUCGGAAACCGUCGACUCUCUGAAGAAAAUACUUUCCAGCGCGCAGCCACUUAUCGAUGGCCUUUCAAAGAUUGACCUGCAGAGUAUACUUGAUGCUCUGGCUCCACUUCUAACGGCAGACUCGGUCAAAGGAAUUGUUAGCCUGUUGGGAAAUGCCGAAUCUCUCCUUACUUCCGACUUCGUUGACGAGACUAAAUCUUUGAUCUCUGGAGCAGGACCACUCCUCUCCAGUUUGAGCAAGAUCGACUUGGAAGGCUUGAUAGAUCAAAUUAGCCCAAUCCUCGAUGAGAUUAGCCAACUUGACCUCAAAGGACUGUUCGGAGCCAUUAGCCCAUUGUUGACGACGGACUCUAUAAAGGGCAUUGUAGGGCUUUUAGGCAAUGCAGAGGAUCUUCUAACCAGCGAAUUUGUAGACCAGACCAAGUCUCUUAUUUCGGGAGCAGGGCCUCUGCUGUCUAGUCUAAGCAAGAUUGACUUGCAGGGUCUACUCGAUAAGGUCUCACCUUUGCUUGAUAGCAUCAGCAAGAUCGACCUCCAAGGCCUUUUCGAGGCCAUCGAGCCACUACUGACGCCCGAUUCCGUCAAGGGGAUUGUUGGGCUCCUAGGAAACGCUGAAGAUCUAUUGACAAAGAACUUCGUCGACGAGACGAAGACGCUGAUAUCCGGUGCUGUUCCUUUGAUAUCUGCCGUCAGCAAGAUUGAUUUAGAAAGUCUUGUUGACCAGGUGAAACCUCUCCUAGAUUCUCUAAGUAAGAUUGAUCUAGCAGGCCUUGUCGAGAAGGUGCAGCCUAUACUAGACGCUGUGGGUCAGAUUGACAUCACAGGCUUGGUCAAACAAAUUACCCCGAUCCUGAAUGCUCUCGGACAGGUUGAUUUGACUGGCCUCGUGAAACAAAUCGAGCCUAUUCUAAACGCGAUCAGCCAAAUCGACUUUGCAAGUUUGAUCAAACAGAUCUCGCCAAUCAUCAACUCUCUAGGACAGAUUGAUUUGGUCGGACUCAUCGACAAGAUACAGCCUAUUCUGGACGCCCUAGGCCAAAUUGACCUUGCGGGUCUUGUCAAACAAAUCGCCCCUAUUCUAACGGCGCUAGGAGAUAUCGACAUCAAAGGAAUUUUUGAUGCGGUCUCUCCGUUGCUUACACCAUCGUCAGUCGACGGCCUCGUUGGACUUGUUGGCAAUGCUGAAUCACUCCUCACCAAGGAUUUCGUCAACGAGACUCAUACCAUUAUCGACGGUGCCGCGCCGUUGGUUGGAGCCCUUGGAGAAAUUGAUAUCUCAGGCCUCCUAAACCAAAUCAAGCCACUUCUUAGCACGCUAAGUCAAAUUGACCUGAACGGCCUCAUAAAUUCUAUCAAACCUCUUCUCAGCGCCUUAGAUCACAUCGAUAUUGAGGGUAUCGUAGAGCAGGUUACACCUUUAAUCACACCAGAUUCCGUUAAAGGAAUCCUGACUUUACUUGGUAACGCAGAAAGUCUCCUCUCGGCGGCUUUUGUCUCACAGACGACCGAGUUAAUAGGUGACGCUACACCGAUUGUAGCAACGGCCUCGGACUUCAUCAAUGCUAUACUGCAAGCAUUAGUCGGUAAUAGCUGAGGUAUUAAUUUCGAAGUGUAAUAUUGUGGCAAUGAGGAAGAGACAUGGGUGGUCUAUCACGAAUUAUGUAGUGAACUUAAUGAAUAAUUACGAAUAUCAAUAGUAGGCAAUUUCUACACAUUAUGGCAAUUUUAUGGCGUUCAUCUAUCUACCUAGGCAUCUCAAGUGGUAUAAGAGAUAGCCCGGUGCUCACUUGAACCUAUUUGUAAUUUGGCGCAUUGACGGUUCGUUUGAAGUAGAUGCAUAUAGAGA